Molecule: messenger RNA, 1960 nt
Organism: Impatiens glandulifera
Lineage: Eukaryota; Viridiplantae; Streptophyta; Magnoliopsida; Ericales; Balsaminaceae
Product: DEAD-box ATP-dependent RNA helicase 22
Exons: 9
Coding region: 115-1800 (561 amino acids)
Cellular component (GO): chloroplast
Molecular function (GO): RNA helicase activity; ATP binding; RNA binding
Source: RefSeq, a predicted model, not a curated record
CUUAUCUUUGUGUUUCAUCUUGUUGUUGUUGUUGUUGUUGGUUCAAGACAGACAGACAGAAACUGAAUUGAAGAGUCUUCAUUCACUUCCUACUAAGUGAAAAAGCAGAUAUCGAUGAUUGUGUCGACGAAGUUUCUAGCCGCGUUUCAGGCAUGCCAUUUCACGCGCUAUCAAUCAUGCCGCCGGACACUCAGACGGCUUGGCACCGCCGCGACGCUCAAGGUAAAUGGCAGCAACGACACAUUCUUUGCGGAAGAGGGGAUCUCAUGGACAUCUCUGGGUUUGUCUGAUCGCCUUUCUCGAGCUCUCUCCAAUGUUGGGCUGGAAAAACCCUCUCUUGUACAGGCUUCCUGCAUACCAAGUAUACUCUCUGGAGUGGAUGUGGUUGUCGCAGCAGAAACUGGUAGCGGCAAAACCCAUGGCUAUCUGGUUCCACUAAUGGAAAAACUAUGUAAUAACAGCCCCGGAGGAGGAGACAAGACUCAACGAAACCUUCAGUCUCUCGUUCUAUGCCCCAACGUUAUGCUGUGCGAGCAAGUAGUCAGGAUGGCUAACGGUCUACAGGAUGAUACUGGCGAACCACUUAUCAAAAUUGCAGCUGUUUGUGGGAAACAGGGUUGGCCAUCUAUUGAGCCGGAUAUACUUGUGUCAACGCCAGCUGCCCUUUUGAAUUCCCUUUAUGCAAUCGACGCAAAGAGGCAACGCCUGCCUGCUUUUAUGAGUGGUGUCAAAUAUGUCGUAUUUGAUGAGGCGGAUAUGUUGCUUUGUGGAAGCUUUCAGAAUCAGGUUAUUCGUCUAAUUCAUAUGCUCCGUUUUCAAGAAAAGCUUUUGUCUCGCUCCGGAAAAGGUGAAGAUGGUGUAGUGGAUGUUGAGUUUGAAGACGGCGAAAACCUCCAUGGAGAGUUUGAAGACGGCGGAAACCUCCGUGGAGAGUUUGAAGGUAGUGACAGUGAAGAAGACAGUAUAGCUGAUGAAGAAGAGGAAGACCACGAAAGCGCUGUUGUUGUUGUUGGGGACCCGUCAUCGAAGGGUGUUGAAGUUGAUUCUUCAACAAUAAGAAAGGGGUGGAGAAGGGUGAGGAAGACAUAUGAGCGUAGUAAACAGUACAUUUUUGUUGCAGCCACUCUUCCUGUCAAUGGAAAGAAAACUGCUGGUGGAGUGUUAAAAUGGAUGUUUUCUGAUGCCAAUUGGGUAAAUGGGAAUUACCUCCAUCAUCACAAUCCUAGAUUGGAGGAGAAGUGGAUUGAAGUUAACAGUGGGACACAGGUUGGCGCACUUAUAGAUGCGGUGAAAGAAGGUUUCGAUUCAGAAAUGAAUAAUGAUGAUGGGUUAAGAAGAACCAUGGUCUUUGCUAACACUGUAGAGGCUGUGGAAGCAGUGGCUAAGAUAUUGAUGAAGGCCGGGUUUGAGUGUUACCGCUACCACAGAGAUAGCUCUAUGGAAGAACGAGCCCAACACUUGAUUGCCUUCCAAGAAAGUGGUGGAGUUCUUGUCUGCACCGAUGCUGCUGCCCGAGGGCUCGAUAUUCAGAAUGUAUCCCAUGUUAUCCAGGCGGAAUUCGCAACAUCUGCUGUAGAUUUCCUGCAUAGGGUUGGUCGAACUGCUAGAGCGGGACGGCCUGGGGUCGUGACAAGCCUGUACACAGAAGCAAACCGUGAUCUUGUUUCUGCUGUUCGCAAAGCAGGGGAAUUGCAGAUGCCUGUGGAAAAGGCUUUUAGUAGGAAAAGAAGCUUCCGCAACAGACUAAAGAAGAGUUCGGGGAAAGCUGGAGGUGCAUCGAUGGCUGUGGCUACUGCAUGAUCUGCUGAUUGUUAAGAGCCCAGGCCAGCCCCAGAAUGAAUACACAUGGAAUUGUAACAUAAACUCUGUAAUUUUGUAUUGAAAGGGUGGUGCCCCUAUAUAAGAUUGCAAGAAUCAGUCAAGUUCCAGUUUCAGCUAUUCUCAAUUAUUUUUCACCCAA